Nicotiana tabacum (common tobacco) is the source of this 2505-nucleotide messenger RNA. NCBI's taxonomy places the organism in Eukaryota, Viridiplantae, Streptophyta, Magnoliopsida, Solanales, Solanaceae. The record is from RefSeq and is a predicted model, not a curated record.
AUGUGGGAUUACCUGUCUGUUGUUUGUUUCAAACUAACCAUUUGUUUGCUGAUAAGCAUCCAGGUUCCUAGACAAGUGGUUUGGUUUUGUGGUAAUCUGGCCUCACAUUCGUACUUCACGAGAUCAAAAGGAAACGUUCAGCCACCCGACGCUAAAUCAAGAGGAAGUGUUCAUACAUACUUCACAAGGUCGAAAGGAAGUGUCGAAAUGUCUUCAGAAGUUCCUCUGCCAACGAUUCCUAUUUCGGAGGAAAGUUCAAUCUCAGCCAUCCCAACUUCUGAGGCAAGUGGGACCUCCAACAUCCCCAUAAGUUAUCCAAAUACCCCAUUGGGAUUUCCUACCAUCUCAGCCUACUUUACUGGAACACCUUCUGAGUCUCGCCCCCAGGUGUUAGCUUCCGGUGCGGCCUCAAACAUAUUCACUGCUCCACCUUGUUCAGCCACGACACAACCCGUUUUACCCAGACCUAACUUUGAUUCAUCAUCCUUCACAUUUCAAGCAACUCCUCUUCCAUUGGAACCUAGCCAGUUCACUACCAACGCUUACCCUCAGCCGUCUCGGUACGAGUUUAUCGCAGGGCAGGAGAAAGCCGAGAAAACACCUGAACAAGAGGAAAUGACCAGGAAAAUGAGAAGCAUGGAGCAAACUCUCAAAAAUAUACAGGGUCUGAGCGGGCAAAAGAGCUAUACGGAUCAGGAAGUAUCUCGUUGGCACAUUUGGGACGACUUGGCUCGAGAUUUUGUUAGGCAGUUUCAAUAUAACAUCGACAUUGCCCCCGAUAGGAAUUCAUUGUCGAAUCUAAAGAAGAAGCCUUCAGAGAGCUUCCGAGAAUAUGCUGUCAAAUGGCGCGAACAAGCGGCCAGAGUCAAACCUCCGAUGGAUGAAACAGAAAUGGUCAGUGUUUUCCUUCAAGCCCAAGAGGCUGAUUAUUAUCAAAACAUGAUGUCUGCAUUGGGAAAGCCGUUUGCUGAAGCCAUCAAAAUCGGUGAAAUGGUGGAGAAUGGGUUAAAAACAGGGCGAAUCUUGAGUCAGUCUGCUAUAAGGGCCACCUCCCAAGCAAUCCAAGGCGGGUCUGGAGGAGGAGCAAACCGAAAGAAGAAGGAAGAAGCAACAAUGGCAACUUCGAGUGUAAGAAAACCCCAUCCGUCCAGAUUUCAUUUCUCUGAAAGAGCCCCGCAACACUACUACCCCCAUCAAGAUGCGGCCUAUGCUAUGAACCUUCAGCCCUACACAGUAAUGAAUGCACAACCAUAUAUUAGGCCACAACAACAAUUUCACCAAAAGCGAGCUCAAUUUCCAAGAAAUCAACCUCCUCACCAAGCUCAGUAUAAUCCCCGACCUCCACAAAAUAAUCUCCCCUACAACGCCCGCACUCGAGAGCCGCCCAGGAAAACGGACUUCACACCUAUUGGUGAGUCAUAUUCCAACCUUUUCCCUAAAUUUGUCCAAAUGGGUUUGUUACAACCCGUACCCCCAAAUAGGCAAAAUCCAGAGUCACCCUCUUACCAACCUGGUGCCCGAUGUGCCUAUCAUUCUGGAGUGGAAGGGCAUGACACUGAGAGCUGUUGGACUUUGAAAAGGGUUGUUGAAAACCUUAAAGAACAAAAAAGGAUAGUGUUAAAGGACGAAGACAUUCCUAAUGUGACCAACAACCCGUUACCGGCUCACAACAAUGGACCGAUUAUUGGGAUGAUCUGCGAAGAUAAAGAGUUUGAUCCUGUCUUAAAAGCCAUCAUUGCAAUUGCCGACAUUGAGAAAAAGCCCAAAACGUAUGCAAAGCAAGAAAAGGAGGACAAGAAGAGUAAAACCCCCCCUCAAAACACAGAAAAAGCGGUGGAAACCAAAACUGAGGUAAUGCCCUCGAAAGAUGUCGUCCUUUAUGUCCCCCGAGGUUCGAAGAAAGGACAAGUGACAUUGAGCCCUCCAAGAAGGUUUGAACUGAAUAAAGGAUCUAAAAUGUACGUGCCCAAGGGGACCUAUGCGGAACGGGGGCCAAUAAUUUCACCAAGGCUGAAUGAGCCCGUGAUUAUUGGACGCGCGCCGCAGAGGCCCAUGACAGAUCCUACUACCAUCCCAUGGAAUUAUAACAAGGUGGUAGUAACCUACAAAGGAAAAGAAAUCCUGGGAGGAGUAAAUGAAACUAACCUAACUGAGAAAUACCUCAACCUAGAAGAGUUGAAUGAUUAUACAAAGAGGCGUUUUCCACUCAAGAAACCAGUUAGUGCCGAGGAAGCGGAAGAGUUUUUUAGGAAAAUGAAAACUACGGACUACGAGAUACUUGACCAACUCCGAAAGUCUCCCGCUCAAGUCUCGUUGUUGUCUCUACUAAUGAAUUCAACUGAGCAUCAGAAAGUGUUGAUCAAGACCCUCAACGAAGCUUACAUCCCAAUUGAAACUACCGUGGAACAGCUAGAGAGGAUGGCAGAAAGAUUCUUCAUGAUCAAUCAGAUUUCCUUCAGCAAAAAUGAUCUGCCCCCACAACAAGGCCCUCCACCUAACAGUUAA